AUGAAGAAGAUGAGAAGAAACACUUUUCCAAUCGAGCUCUCUGGAGCAUUAAAAUCUCUGCGUACCGCGAAGCAUCAUCGUCGUCUUUGCAGUGGCGCUUUUAACGCUGCUUCACAAACUAUUGCUCAGCUUAAAAAGAGACGUGUGAAAUAUUUAUAUUUCGCGUUGGGAAUUUACUAG
Molecule: messenger RNA, 180 nt
Organism: Clunio marinus
Lineage: Eukaryota; Metazoa; Arthropoda; Insecta; Diptera; Chironomidae
Source: the annotation of a GenBank genome assembly